UUUGCAUUUGUAUGCAAGCGUUUUUGUGACGUUCUGCAUAAUUAACCGACCCCAACAGCGAUCAAAACAAAGUUAGCAUAAUUUAAAAUUAUAAAUGAUUGAAAGCACUAUUAUGCCUGUUUCUUUGUAACACAAAUUUAAAUCCUGCGAUUUGUGAGAGGUAAAAAAUCAGUUAACAAUGAAGUUUAUAUGAAAGAAAAAAUACUUUUCUUUAAAUCGUUUCCCAUAGUACACCGCGAUUUUGCCGCCAUCUUGUUUAUUUUCCUUCAUUGCUGCCAGCAUUAGUCUUUGAUUUUUCCUGUUCUGAAAUACCCCUGACAAGGGGUUUAGCCUGCAGACAUUGGGCGAAUUGCUAGUAAGCACGUGAAAGUGACCGUCACCGAAAAGGGUCAAGCCACGCCAGAGCGGGAUCGCCAGCGCACGGUCACUGUAAAAAGUGUUCAUAACAGCAUGAAUCAUGUAAAUGGAAAGGAAGAAGAGGCUAUGGAAAUAUCUAGUACUGAUGCUCUUGACAAAAGCAACAAUACAAUGGCAAAUGCAAUAAAUGGAGAAGUUGAGGAGGAUGAGGAGAGGAAACCACAGGAGGAAGAUAUGGAGGAAGAUGACAGCAAAGCUGAAGCAACAUUCAGUUAUACAGUUGAGAAUAUCAGCAAGCUGAAAGAUUCAAUGCUUAGUCCCAAGUGUAUGGUUCGAAACCUGCCAUGGAAAAUCAUGGCAAUGCAGCGAAUCAGUCACAAUGCUGAUAAAUAUAACCAGAAGAGCUUGGGAUUCUUUCUUCAGUGCAAUGCCGAAUCAGACUCAACGUCAUGGUCAUGCAACGCCGCUGCUGAACUGAGGAUUAUCAAUCAGAAAAAAGAAGGAGAGGAUUUUGUUCGCAAAAUUCAGCAUCUUUUCUACAGUAAAGAAAAUGAUUGGGGUUACAGUAAUUUUUUACCAUGGAAUGAGUUGUUAGAUCCAGAUAAAGGUUUUUGUAAAGAUGAUAAAGUUAUUCUGCAAGUGCAUGUGAUAGCUGAUGCUCCACACGGUGUUAGUUGGGACUCAAA
This is a messenger RNA of Ruditapes philippinarum (Manila clam), 1043 nucleotides long. Its product is annotated as ubiquitin carboxyl-terminal hydrolase 7-like. Gene Ontology annotation, biological process: protein deubiquitination. The record is from RefSeq and is a predicted model, not a curated record. Gene Ontology annotation, molecular function: cysteine-type deubiquitinase activity; protein binding. Lineage: Eukaryota; Metazoa; Mollusca; Bivalvia; Venerida; Veneridae.